Caretta caretta (loggerhead turtle) is the source of this 2547-nucleotide messenger RNA. RefSeq names its product gem nuclear organelle associated protein 8 (gene GEMIN8). Gene Ontology annotation, biological process: spliceosomal snRNP assembly. The record is from RefSeq and is a predicted model, not a curated record. Gene Ontology annotation, cellular component: SMN complex. NCBI's taxonomy places the organism in Eukaryota, Metazoa, Chordata, Testudines, Cheloniidae.
GCUCCGCCCCGCCAGGGAGCGCCCCAGCCCAGGGGAUCGGGAGCCGGCAAACCCCGCCCCCGGGCCCCGCUUCCCGCCGCGGCAGGAAGGAAGGAGGAAGGACGAGCGGGUCCCGGCGCCGGUGCUGCCCGCCCGGACCCACAUUUACGUUGAUCAUUGGAGCAAACUCCACAGGUGAUGGAGGACUCACUGCACGAAGACUCUCACCCAUGGUAUAAUCAACAAGUAUAUGCAAGAUACUGGAAGCAUUACAACCAAGCCAUGCACUGGAUGUACAAGCACAAAAAUGCCUACAGGAAAGCCAUGGAGUCCUUUCAUCAUCUGUCAUGGUAUCCAUCCAAAACCUUUCCUACAGGCCGUUACUCGGAUUGGGAUGGAGGCAACCCAUCGGAUGCUGACGACUAUUCUACCUACACUCCAAACAGCAGAGCACGUUACCCUUCCUGGCCCCAGCAAUACCCAGAUGCCCACUGCAGUACCAGAGUGACCAAGAAUAUGGGCAGGGAUUCUGAAAUGGAGAAGGAUUCUGAGUCUGAAGAGGAGAUAGAAUGCGAUCUGAGCAACAUGGAGAUCACAGAAGAGCUCCGCCAGUAUUUUGCACAGACAGAGGCGCACAGGCAGGAGUUACGAAAGCAGCAGGAGCUUGACGCCGAGCACCAGGACAUGUAUGUCGAAGCUGAUCAUGACCUGCACCUAACAACACGACGUUCGGUACAACCCCCUGCAGAAAGACCCGGGGAGAGACGUAUGGCUGAAAUGAAGAAACUCUACGGUGUGGGUGCUGCCAAAAUCCAAGCCAUGGAGACUGCCAUGCAACUUGCCUUUGAUAGGAACUGUGAUAAAAAGCAGCCCAAGUACUGGCCUGUUAUCCCUCUGAAACUGUGAGGGAUAUCUUCUGUACUAGCAGUCCUGCGCUGCAGCUGUGGGUGCCCAGUCGGGCUACACAGCUCAAUGAAUGAAUCCGGGGUCAUCACUUAUUCUCCUUCCCACCCUGCCAAGCACACUCCCCCCUCUUCUUUUUAAUCUGUCUACCAGAGUUUUCAGAACCUAUAGCAUCUCCACAGAGAAGUGCUAAAUUCUUGAUUUGUAGUGUAGGGGUAGUGAAAUUUUACUACUUUUUAAAAUAUAUAUUUUCACUAAUUUAAUGUUGAUCUGCCUUGACCGUGCUUGCAGGAAAUGAAAUAGCAUUUGUUUGAACUUAGUGAGCUGGGAAGACUGUUCAGCAACACUAAAAUCUCUACAAAUGGUCCACUUAUUUAUUAUUUUAGUAGCCUUGAGAUCGACUUUAACACAGUACAGCUUGAAGUGUUGUGAACUCUGAACUCUCAUCCUUGAUUUGGGGAUCCUGCAGUCAAUUAGCCAGGGUACAAAAUACUAAAUUACUGUAGCACAGCCAUUUGAAUGCUUUUUGAAAGCUUUAUAAUAAGGCAGGAAUUUUUUUAUUCCAGUCUCAAACUUGGCAGGCAGAAUUUCAACUCAGAAGCAAACUUAUAUGAAAACAUGAAAAAAGAAAUUUUGGCCAUUUUUAUUAUACAACUGUUUGGUUUAAUUUUUCUUUUCUUUAUGUAUCAAAUCAAUUAGACAUUUUUGCUACCAUGCCAGUGGCGAGGCUUAGGUUCCCGUUCUGUCACCCUUCACUCAUAUUGGGUAGCACCUUCCUCAACUAAUAAUUCCACUGAUUUGUGAACGUACUGAGUAAGCAAUACUCACUAUGAAUAAAGGAGGCAGAAUUGAGCCCUUAAUGUUGAAAAGUGAGUACUCUGGAUAUGUAAUAGUGAAAAUCCUUCUGAAAGGCAGCUAUGUGUCACUAUUGUAUACUUAAUUUGCACCAAAAUAAGUCUGCGCCCAGUCAAAGUAAUAUGGACUUCAAACAUUUUUCUGUAGAAAGAGUUGUAUAAAGAAUAUGAUGAUUAAAUGGCCUCUCUGUGUAAUAUGCAAUAUGUUCAUGCUACAUCGUAAGUGGUUGCAAAGAAACAUAUUAGUAUCUUAACUGUCAUAAACACGGGUGACCCGUUUUUGGGUUGGAGAAGGCUGAGGCUGAAGUUCCAACAGUUUAAUUUGCUCUAGCUACGUCCUGUACUUGCCUAUAUGGUCUAGCUGUUGUAGCAUGUGUGGCAUAUAAUAGACCACAUUAAUCUCUCUGCCCUUUGCUGUAUCUAGGUAGACUAAAACAAAUUUCAGAUUUAACUUUGAAUGUCCUUGUUUUUAUCACUUGGUGUUACAGCUUCUUCAAAAGUACUUCUUUUUUUUUUUUUUUUUUUUUUUCAUUCUGAACCCACUUCAUUUUAGCAUAAUGUGAAGCGGUAAGAUUGAACUCCUUGCAAUUAAAAGCUUCCAGACUCCCAAGACUCAUUACUGAUCUAAUUGAACUAACAAGCUCGUACACAGGGGAAAAAAAUAAGUCGGGGUUGUGAAAUGUAAUCCUGCAUUCGGUGUACUGAAAUUUUGUCAUGUCAUGUUAGCGAUCGACUAUGAAAUGUCAGGAAUUAGUGUUUUUGUUAGGAUCGCUCUUGGUUGACAGAAUAAACUUUUAUCUUCUCAUAAAAA